AUGCCAUCAAUUAUUGGCAGAAUUUACUUGAAAUGCAGUCCUCAAUAUCGGCAAGCAUUAUCUAUUAUUCGCAAAUAUUUUGAUCGAAUAGUUGAACAAGAACAAAAAAAGACAGAAGAAUCGAUUGGUGAAAGAAGAACUAAUCUAAUUGCAUCACUCAUCAAUUCAUUACAGGAGAACGAAAAGAAGGAAACGAUAAAACCGACAGAUAAAAAGAAAGGAUUAUCGCAUGAUGAAGUGUUUGAUGAAAUGCUUUUGUUUCUCGUAGGUAGUUACGAAACAACAUCAGCUGCAUUAGCAUGGUUUAUUCAUCUAAUGAGUAAAAAUCCUCGUGUACAAGCAAAAAUUAAAGCUGAACUAGGUGAUAACAAACAACACCGUCUCUCUAUUGAACAACUUGAAUCUCUUGAAUAUUUGAAUUGUGUUAUUCAAGAAGUACUUCGUUUUGCACCACCUUCAAUUUCCACUAUACGUAGUGUAACUAUUGACGAUCGAUUACCGGCAAGUGGCAUUCAAUUGCACAAAGGCGAUGAAAUUUGGAUUAAUAUCUUUAAUUUAACUCGAGAUAAACGCUAUUGGAAGAUCGAUCCAGAUCUAUUCUAUCCUGAACGAUUUCAAAGUGAAGACAAAGAUCAUCAUCCAUAUGCAUUGAUUCCAUUCGGAAGUGGUCAUCGACAAUGUAUCGGACAAGUUUUAGCUCUAUUAGAACUGAAAGCAAUCGCUGUCAGACUAAUGCAACAUGUUACUUUUGGUGAUGGUGGUCUCGAAGUCAAUGCAGGUGGAUUCAACGCGAAAGGUAUACUCAUACCAAAGAAAAUUGGUGUGACAAUAACUUUCGACUAA
This is a messenger RNA of Rotaria sordida, 843 nucleotides long. The record is from the annotation of a GenBank genome assembly. NCBI's taxonomy places the organism in Eukaryota, Metazoa, Rotifera, Eurotatoria, Philodinida, Philodinidae.